CAAAUUGGUGCAGCUGGGGAAAACUGGACAGAAAAAUUGAUUUUCUCAUUAUCCAACCAAGCGGCGGCGCUGGGGAAAGUUGGUGCGAAACGCGAUCGGCCGUCAUAACAUAGCCCGCGGAAGGACUCGCGCGACCCAGGUAGGAUCACGGCAGUCACGCGAACGGUGUUGAAAGUUCCAAGACGUUCUAGAACAAAUCGGCCUGCUGCCCGUGAGUGCUGAAGGUGGCGGAGGCGAACGGUGGGUGUGCGAGAGAGAGGAUAUCUAACGCACGGCGCAGACCGAAGGUUGCUCAUUGCACCACCGCCGGAAGCUCGGAAGGAUUGUUCCAUUUCGCGUAAGAAACACCCCAAAAGACCCAAGUCCUUUUCUGUGUGUUUUUUCGAACGUCAGCAUGUCGCAGCAGCACACGGAGCCCUCGCAACAGCCCCAAGUGCGGCACAUUCCCAUCUAUGUCGAGGGCCGUUCGGAGCCGCUGCUGAAUACGAGCCCGAAAUCGCAGCCAUCGUCGGCGCACCCGUCCGCACAACCAUCAUCACACGCGCACGUGCCGCAUCCUUCCGGGAGUGACAGUCCGCAAAUGCCGGACGAUUUGUUCAAGCAGAACUCAAUCUUCGAUCGGGAUCGCGAUAUACCGGUGCGAUCGGCUUUCAACACCCCGUUCUUCAAGCGCGAGGCAUCGCCCGGUGCCAGCCGGACGUCCCCGUUUCCGGACAUGGCCAGCCAUAUGCCGCACAUGAACACGAACGUGCCUCGCGGGUCUUCGAUUCCUAGGCAAACACCGUCGCCACCGACGGCGGCUGGUGCGAGCCAGGCCCACCACCACCACAGUAGCAAACAACCGCAGCAACCGUCCAGCACCUACCACCAACAGUUUCCGCCCCAGAGGCAUCCCCAGCAGCAGCAGCAGGCGACGGCGCCGCCGCCAGCACACCAUUCGGAGCCGCAGCAGGCGGCACAGCCACCUAUGACGGGCUACGAUCAGCCCGACAGUCGUCCGAAGCCGUCGCCGCCGCCUCCAGUUAAGGAUGAUCCGACCAGUAAGAUUUCGAAAAUCCAGCAAGAUGUGACGGCUAUUUUCGAUCUGGUCGAAAAGUUCAGGGGCAGCAAGGAGGGCAAAAAGGACAAGACGUACAUGUACCUGGACGAGAUGUUGACCCAGAAUCUGCUGAAGCUGGACUCGAUCGACGUGGGCGAUCAACCGCAGAUUAAAUCGUCCAGAAAGGCGGCAAUCAGAAGCAUAAACACCUGCAUCGGGGUGCUGGAGCAAAAGGCCGAAGCAGGGGCCCUGGAGGCAGCCGGUGGCAGCUCCAGCUCCAUUACCGGCCGGAACGAGGCCAUCACCACCGCCAAUGGAAUCGAUCCGCCCAAGGGUGGGAUGAACGGGCUCGAGCAGCACGCCGCCGGUAAGUCCGCUUCGAACACGUCAAUCUCUCACUCGUCGUCCAACUCUAGUCAGCAGCAGCAGCAGCCGAUCGACGAUGCUAAACAGUAAAUGACGUAGUGCGACCGGCUCCUAACACCAUUCGCGAUCGUCCAUACCAAUUUGCUUCCCCCUUUCGGUGCUGCCGUGUGCGAUCGGCGAGAUCGUCGUCGAACGGAUCUUGUUUUAACAUUGCCCCGGGCACUGUGUUUUUGUUAGGGCUUCGCGAUUCGUCAGUUUUCUGUUUUUAACUUAUUGCGAUUCGAUGCUUGUUACGGGGCCACGGUACGGAUGGUCCUAACGCACGCACACACAAUCCGCAUGUUACGUUCGGUUGCCAUAGGCCGUAGGUUUUCUUAGCAAAACCCGAUAGAGGCACGGGUGCUGCAAAUAGUUUGGCGGGAAUCAGGGGGUGGAAUUGUUGAGCGAACGCACGAGAUACGGUUGUGAUGGCCGCGUGAUGGUGUUGGCGAAGCAGUGCCUAGAGCAGGAAAGAUAUUUAUUUUUAUUACUUUUAGCGCAUAAUUAUUAGACGUAAAGCAUGAGUUGAUUGCAAGAUAUUAGGCAAACGGAUAAUGAUAAAGUAAAAGGCCGUGAAGCAGGGCGGGGCAGCGAGCGCGAGAAUUGUUCUGUGCCGUCUAUAACCACACUUUAACGAACCUAUUAACCAGUGAGGCGCCCAGGCGCAAGCGAAAGGGGCGAGACUUCUUAGCCCGUACUGUAUUAGGCAGAGCGAUAUGUUCGUAUUGGAUAUAAGGACACCAGGCAAACCCCCAUUAACCGAGAAUAACUUUCAAGUUUAAUUUUAAUAAAAUCAAAACCAUUUAGAACAAUAAAACGGUUCCCCGGCGGGGGAUUCUCUACAGUUCGGACACGAAGUUGGUAUUAGCCUGUGGACACACCACUGUCCGCCGCAGCAAACAUGUAUUAUCGAACGAGUACGGACCCUGUAGCGACAAGCAUGAAGGGAAACAACGAAAGCGAUUAAAAA
Molecule: messenger RNA, 2414 nt
Organism: Anopheles bellator
Lineage: Eukaryota; Metazoa; Arthropoda; Insecta; Diptera; Culicidae
Gene: stv
Product: BAG domain-containing protein Samui
Exons: 2
Coding region: 395-1495 (366 amino acids)
Molecular function (GO): protein-folding chaperone binding
Source: RefSeq, a predicted model, not a curated record